Molecule: messenger RNA, 3088 nt
Organism: Diatraea saccharalis (sugarcane borer)
Lineage: Eukaryota; Metazoa; Arthropoda; Insecta; Lepidoptera; Crambidae
Source: the annotation of a GenBank genome assembly
CAAAUAUUUUGGCAUUUCCUUCACACACGCGCGCGCGUCAGUCCGCGACGGGGUGCCGAGGUAGGAGGUUGUUUCGUUGUGCUUGAAAGUCGCGUGAUAACUUUCGUGUAAAACUGAUUUAAUUAGUUUUGUCGUGUUUUUUAAUACUAUUUUUGCGAGUCUUGGUUUAUUGUAGAAACUGUUACUGUGUGCAAUUACGGAAAUAUAAAGUGUGGAAUUCUUGAAGUGCAUUUUGGAAUGUUGCAAACAUCUCAGGUAGCACCGCAGUUUUAGUACGAAGUGAGCGGAUUUUUCACGGUGUUACGAGUGACGUGUGUGUUGUGCAAGUGAUACAAUACGAGUGAAUGAUGCUGUGUUAGUUCAUAAUGGCGCCAAAGUGGCGCUGCGGAUGGGUCACGUGACGUCUGUUUUCCAAAAUGGAGGAUUCAAGUCCCGCCACCUCGAUUAUCGAGGGCACCGUAAAGUUCCGCGAUGGAAAAAAGUGGAAAUCGCGGUGGUGUGUCAUGCGUAAACUUUCUCCAGUGGCAGAUUGCGUUCACAUCCAGCUGUACAAGGACCUGAAAGAACGCCAGAAGAACGGGCAGACAAAAGCCUCUCUGUCGCUACAACAGUUCCUGGGUUUCGAGUCUGGUUUCACAUUGGACAAGGAGUCAAAUACACUAGCCUUGCUCUGUGAGGACGUGGUACCAGUGCUGGCAUUCGACACCAGGGAGAUACUUAUCCAGUGGAGAGUGAAGGUGCAACACAACCUUGGCAGCAGCAAAGAAUUCGCAGCUGUUUUAGUAUCAUCACCAAGUACCAACAGCAUCAAACCUGGUCCAGUGCGGCUGCAUGCGUGCGGAUCUAGACUGGCUCUAUGUGCUGGCCGUCCACCCGAGGUGCUAGCCCUAUGGGAUGUCAAACUACUCAGACGCUACGGUUUGGUGGACAAGAGGUUCUGCGUGGAAGGAGGCUCCCGGUGCGGACGUGGAGAGGGGCUAUUCGUGUUCGCAGCUGAAGGGGGCAGGGAGCUCACCAACCUCCUUAAUGUGCACAGCCACGACGCACAAUCGAGGCUCAGCAUAGCAUCUAGAAGCGGUUCAGUCCUAGAAAAGCGGUUCUCCGACACCAGUUCUUGCCUGGACGAUUUCCACCCAUCCCUGCGCUCGGUUUCCCCUUGCUGGGCUGCUCCUGCCAGUCAAACUAUGCACUGCCUGUCAGACUUAGAUAGCAGCAUGGAAGAAGACCGCUUGAGGCGGCCUACUUCGCUGCCCAGGUGCUCCAGCUGUAUCGGGAAAAUUAGCCACCUGACCAGAUCAUCAACGAUGGGUACGCCCGGCUCAAUAAUGUCUCCAGUAUGGACAAUGGACAACAUCCUAGAGAAACGAUCAGACUCCGAUCGUGCGUCCAUAUACUCGAGAUCCAGCGGCAGUGCCUCAGAAUACAGCGUGCCUAGGAGCACGUGUCUUCUCGAUAAAAGUUUUGAAUCCAAGCGAGCAAGCCCGGUAGGAUGCUGUACUCCCACUGUCCCGGCCAAAGCAGGGAACAGCUGUCAGUGUUGGCAGCAAAAACCAUGCUGCUGCAACAAAAAGAAGUCUUUUAGCGGUCCGUAUGAAAACUAUGAUGUGCCGAAGACACCGAUGCCUUUAAUACAGGAGCACCCAAUAGACGGUAGUACAGACCCCUCCUCACUAUACGAUACACCAAAGAAACUAAAAUGUCUUAUUAAUGGUCAAGCCUGCAGCUGUAAUAAUAAUAUGAACGAUACCAAAAAAGAUGAUACAGAACAAAACGACGACCAGUGUGAUACUAGUGUUAAUAACAACGAUGCGACUAAUGAAGCAGCACAUUCGAAUUACGUUAACGUUACCCCAGUAACCAAAAAUCAAGAUUUACACAUCGACUAUGGAAAUUACGCGAAUGUGGACCUUUCGGCUACUUUAGAAAAAUUCGAAAGUUCCUUGCAGAUUUUACGAAGCGCUGGAUUCAGCCAAGAAGAACUCGACGCUUUGGAAGAUAUACCGGAACACGAUGACGACAUAUCCUCGGCAACUACGAAUACUGUGCAUCCGUCUAUGGAUUGCUGUAACGACCACAUAAACUAUAUGCAUAUGGAGCCAUUAGAAAUAAGUAGUUCGAGUAGUAAUAAAAAUUGUUCGGAUAAUAUAAGUAGGAUCAGUCACGUAUCAGAUCCAACACAACAUUCUGACAGUGUAAGCACAAUAAGCACUAGAAGAUCCAGUUCAGCCGAUUUUACAAAACGAUUAGAUGACGAUUAUCUUAGUAACCAAAUAUGUUUCACGCCUACAGUUCUCAGGAAAGCUUCCAAGAACGAGAGAAUAAAUGAAGGUAUACCUUUACCGAACAAAACGAAGAACGUUGAAAAUGACAAAGUUUUCAAAGUGCCCGAAGUGAAAAGUGAAAAUGUCUUCGUCGCUCGCUUCAGAGAUGCAGUAAAAAUCAGACGAUCAUCUAGCGUUCCCAGUAAAUCUGAUAAGAACAGGGAUUCCUCCAGUUCUAAUGACUCUGGAGUGUCAACUGGGUCUCUGAAACAUCAUAAGGGGGACUUUAAAGAUUUCGAAAUGCCUAUAACUAAUUGUAAAUCUAGCAAGAAACAUAUGAAAUGCAACAGGCAGGUUAGGAAGACGUUAACCCCUGCACACUCGCCAUUCAUUAAGUCAAACUCCUCAGAUCCUUUAAAAAACUUGACAUUUCAGUUUGAAGAAGUCGCUGCUCUUACGAAAUCUAACUCUUGUGAUGUCGACACUUUGACGAGACGAAAAAGGAGAACUCUGGACCCGGAAUUAUCGUCGCGGCUGAGCCAGCUGACCAGUGGCGGCACUUCGAGUGGUGCAUCAGACACAUCAGACUACAUGGAGUCAUUGUCCGUUUCCUCAUUGUCGUCCUGUGACGUCGCCGCCGACAGGCACGCUGCAAGGCCGCGUUCACACCGCGAAUAUGCCAACCGUGCCGCCGUAUGCGAUGCUUCAAACGUCUGAGAGCCGAGUUUAUACCUUGAAUAUGUCAUAUGCCACAAUUCACGUAUCUGGGACGCAAGCUCACAUCGCAUUUAGACCAGCCGUGUAGCAAUAUGUGAUGUAUGAUCACG